AGAAGUGAGAAAGUUUACCCAACUUCCUUACAUGCUGUGUAACUGCUUGAUGACAGAGCAAUGUCAUGUUCAUCUUCAAGCCAAGAUGUCUCUGUAGAAGACAGGAAUAUGUCGCAGGUUGUUGUGUUUCUGCUGCUCUUGGGUGGAACAGCAUCUGCUUUCUUUCCUGCCGGUGAGUCUCAAUGUAACGGCAUCCUGGAGAACGCUCAUUGCUCCGCCACGCUUGGAGGAUCGGUCUACAUCCAAGUCAUGGUCGACGUGGGCGACCAUCAGCUGCGGUGUAAGAAACAGCUCCCCGGUGGACCAGUUGUUGUGUUCACGGUGAAAAGAAAAAAGGCGGUUAUCCAGGAAGCCCUCAGGAACCGAACAGAGUUCUUUGUCAACAAUGGGACUUUAAAAAUGUCCAGCAUUGAGAGGACGGACUCGGGUCAAUACGUAUUGGAGGUGUUCGAUCCCAAUGGACUUCGUGUAAAUACCAUUACAGUAGAAUUGGAUGUUCAAGAAAACAUGUAUUCCAUCCUGGUUCCAGUUUGCACCGCACUGGCCGCCCUGCUGGUGAUUGUGGUCGUGUCUUGCUGUGUGUACAAGAUAACCAGGCGAAACAGGAAGUCAGGUUCAGGAAAAUCCAGAGAAAAACAGCCAGCAGUAGAAUUCUGGAAACGCAGUGACAAUUUUCAUCACGGACCAAAAUAAACCCUCCAGGAGGCAUCAGCAACAAGACCUGCCAUCUCUGCAUCUUGGGGUUCGUCACCACCACUUCAUGACAGAAUACUCCAGCCUAAUACGAACCCUGCGGAGAUUUCUAUGGCGGAGAGGCUUGAUGGGAUGCUGGCAACGAUGGCCGAAUGGAGGAGAUGUUUUGACUCCUUUCAAGGUCCCUCCUUUGGGGACGUCUUGGAUCCGUCCCUUGAGGGGGGGGGGCUAUGAGUAGCUGUGUAGCUGGGGAGACACAACUACUUCUAACUCCAGUGGAUCUCCCGCAGUCGGUGCCAUCCACCCAGGUGGGACUACAGACGCCGCCAUCCACCCCAGGGGGCCUGUGGACGCCAUCAACCCCGGUUAGCCCUCCCACGCCGGCAGACGAUCUGCCUGCUCUUCUGACUCCGCCCACGCCGGCAGACGAGCCGCCUGCUCUUCUGACUCCGCCCACGCCAGCAGACGCUGAAAUGUCCUUAUUUUUGAAGGAAAAGCACUGUACUUUUCAAUGAAGAUAACUUUAAACUAGUCUUAACUUUAAAGAAAUACACUCUAUACAUUGCUAAUGUGGUAAAUGACUAUUCUAGCUGCAAAUGUCUGCUUUUUGGUGCAAUAUCUACAUAGGUGUAUAGAGGCCCAUUUCCAGCAACUAUCACUCCAGUGUUCUAAUGGUACAAUGUGUUUGCUCAUUGGCUCAGAAGGCUAAUUGAUGAUUAGAAAACCCUUGUGCAAUCAUGUUCACACAUCUGAAAACACUUUAGCUCGUUACAGAAGCUACAAAACUGACCUUACUUUGAGCAGAUUGAGUUUCUGGAGCAUCACAUUUGUGGGCUCAAUUAAACGCUCAAAAUGGCCAGAAAAAGAGAACUUUCAUCUGAAACUCCACAGUCUAUUCUUGUUCUUAGAAAUGAAGGCUAUUCCACAAAAAAUUGUUUGGGUGACCCCAAACUUUUGAACGGUAG
This is a messenger RNA of Entelurus aequoreus (snake pipefish), 1658 nucleotides long. RefSeq lists its product as uncharacterized. Lineage: Eukaryota; Metazoa; Chordata; Actinopteri; Syngnathiformes; Syngnathidae. The record is from RefSeq and is a predicted model, not a curated record. The transcript has 5 exons. The coding region runs from base 61 to 693 and encodes 210 amino acids.